GCGUUGAAGGAGGAAAGGAAAGAAGUCUAUAUAAAGGCAUGCUCUCUGAAUCAUAGCAACAUAAACCUUUCUCAUUUUCCAAAAAACUUACAUAGCCAGGCUUGAGUUCCUGAGAUAAUCGGCAUGUCUCGAAGAUUAAGGCGUCCCGCCAACACCCUGACUAAGGAUCAGUUGAGCGAAAUUUUCAAGAAACAUAGCGCUGACCAAUCAAAUGUGAAGCUGGGGAGGGAAGAGCUGAAGGCGGCUUUUGAGCAGCUUGGCGCUCAGUUGCCUACUUACCAAGCUGCUUGUGCCCUCAAAUACCUUAACAGCGACAAUGAUCAAUACAUCACAGAGGAUGGGCUCGGUGCUCUCGUGGAUUAUGCUUAUGCCUAUGGUUUCCGCGGAUAACAAAACAUCUGCAUCCCCACCUGCAUCGAUGAUCUCUGCGUGAAUCUAUUACUUUAAUUAUUAUUCCUAGUAUACUAUAUGUUUUUAAUAUGAAUAAAUUACAUGUUCUAUGUGUGUCUCGUCCUGAUGUGAGAACACACAUAUGCACUAGUCAUGUUUACUUGAAUUGGAUGUUUUAUUAUGUUUUUUAAAUGUAUUAGCAGAGACCAGUUAUAAUAAUUUUAUAGUAUACAAAUACAAGUUUAUGUUUAUA
Molecule: messenger RNA, 643 nt
Organism: Rubroshorea leprosula
Lineage: Eukaryota; Viridiplantae; Streptophyta; Magnoliopsida; Malvales; Dipterocarpaceae
Source: the annotation of a GenBank genome assembly